AUGCUUGAACAUAAGAGCAACGCAUUGAGAGUUUUACUUUUGAUUCCGCUAUACAACUACAUCUUGAGGGCGUUUCUCGCCCUCGGCGUCCUCGGAGCCGCUGAGGUGAACAGGCAAUCUAUCUCGGAUGAGGAUCCGAAUUCACGUUUUUUGUGUCAAGGUUCUCUGAGUGAUUUUGCUGCAUGUCAGUGCCGUGAAGAGGACAGUGAAUUGUCUUGUAUAAAUGCUCAAUUUGUCGAUACGGAUGUCUUUCUUCAUGUAAAUAACCAUUACAGGCAUCUUCGAAAGGUGACAUUCCAUGGCAAUAACUUCCAAGAUUUGCCCGAUAGCGCGCUGUUUGGCCAGAAUGUUCAUCAAAAUCUCGAGGUUUUGAACAUAUCGGCGAAUUAUAUCGUGAAUUUGCACUCGAAUGCUUUGCAAGGAAUGCCAAAUUUGUUGGUUUUAGACAUCAGCAAUAAUGAAAUUGUUCUCAAAGAUGACGAUAUCAAUUUUCUUUCUCAUACUCCUAAAUUGAAACAAUUGUAUCUACGACGAGCAUUCACUUUGCUCGUCAAUCGAACAAUACAAUUUGCACUUAUGAUGCGUAUGUUCAGGACUGCACAACUCAAGGAACUUACCUACAUCGAUCUAAGUUACAACUACCUUACGUCGGUACCGUACGAUAUCGCAUGCCCGUUUCCUUCACUAAGAUAUGUGGACUUACGGCAAAACUUUCUGCAAACGCUCAAUGUGAACGCGUCGUGUAUGUUGAACGUUGAAACACUUGAUCUCAGCAGGAAUCAUUUCCGAAGACUGGACGACACAUUCAGAAAUGGUAUCGGUAGCGAAUUGCGAGAGAAAUCGAUUUUACUGCGGAAUUCAUUUUACUGCAACUGCGAGAGUGUUGAUUAUAUCAGUUGGAUCAAGAAGUCGAAAACGGUUGGCAUUCUUCAAGAGUAUUGA
Anisakis simplex (herring worm) is the source of this 942-nucleotide messenger RNA. The record is from the annotation of a GenBank genome assembly. NCBI's taxonomy places the organism in Eukaryota, Metazoa, Nematoda, Chromadorea, Rhabditida, Anisakidae.